AUGGCAGCCAACACACCCGACAACCUCCUCAAGCUUGCUUCCGAGCUCUCCAAUCUCGGCGCCGAACUGGCUGCAGUCGGUGGCAAGCUCGCAUCAGCUGCUACAUUACUCGAGCAGGAAGCUGCGAAUGUUGCGUUGGAAAAUUCUAAGCGGUGGGGCGUGGACGUGCAGGUCGCUGUGAGAGCGGGACCGUAUGGAACGCCGGGAAGUUUUAUCGAGGUGAAGAAGUAG
This is a messenger RNA of Cucurbitaria berberidis CBS 394.84, 231 nucleotides long. RefSeq lists its product as uncharacterized. The transcript has a single exon. NCBI's taxonomy places the organism in Eukaryota, Fungi, Ascomycota, Dothideomycetes, Pleosporales, Cucurbitariaceae. The record is from RefSeq and is a predicted model, not a curated record. The coding region runs from base 1 to 231 and encodes 76 amino acids.